UUUAGUGAAACACCGGAGUGACGCUCCGGCGGUCUUUUUGAUUUUUAGAUUUGUUUUGUACUGCCGAACACAAAGUUUACUAAACAAGUCAAAUCGGAGAUGACGUUUGUUUUUGGACUAAGCGAUAGUAAAUAAAUUAAGUUUAUAACCGUGUGUCAAGAGUUACAUUUGUGUCAUGUUGAUUAAUACCCAGUUACUCAGACGUUUGUCAACACCAGUACUCCUGCUUCAGCAUGAGCACCUCGGCUCCUGUGAGGAAGAAAAGCUACAUGGGGCAACACCAGAUCAAAAAGAAAAUAAGCUUCCAGUCUCGUGAUGAGCCACCAGACGGAGACGCACAGUUGCAGAAAACCUGCUGCCUGUCAGACAAAACAAACCGUCUCCAGACGCUGAGCAGAGACGGUGACAUGGGUGGAGGAUCUCUGACCGUGCUGGGGGAAACCACUUUAGCUCUCGAUGAAGAGAUGCUGCGGGUGCUGGAUGCUGUCGAUGCUGUAAAGCCUGCAGUUAACGGUGUUUGUUCAGCAACGUUAAACAAACACGGUCAGCAACAACCAGCAUCCUCAGCUGCUCCUUCAAGGAGUCUUGCGCCGGUUGCUCGUGAUGAAAAGGAGAGUGAUUCUGUGCAGAUCACCGAACAAGGACCCAAUAGAGCUCCUACCCUACGGGAGGAAAUCUAUGAGCGUAGAGGAGAUUGUAAUAGACCAGGAUGGAGAUCUGACUGCAAAGACCUUGCUCAGAAGCUUCUGUUCAGUGAGGACUCUGAGGAGGUGGCGUCUGCUCAGAGGAGCACUGAAAACAACCACACAAACAACCCACAAACUUCUGCCAGUGUCAAUGUUCUACCUCGUCAAGAAAUGCAAAACAGUCACAAAGCAGGCAAUUGCAGCAAGCAGAAUCUUACGCCCAGAAGAAAGAGCUCACCUCGUAGAAAAGACCAAAGUGGGUCAAGUGGUAAUAGUGAUCCACGUCCAGAUGUGUCCAGAGACUACAUCUUAUUCAGCCCCACCCGUCUCGCAGCAGCUAUGAAGAAGGCCAAGCUCCAUCGGUCAUUACAGAAUCAGUCCGCAUCUGUUCUCACGGUCCCCAGUGGUUUGGAGCUCAGCACCCUCAAUGACACUUUACCACAACCAGGCAUCGGCUUAUGUCUUCCCGUGGAGCAAGCUGAAAAGCUGCUGUUAUCCAGCUGGGGCUUGCCCAAACCUGUGCUGGAGCGCUACCAGAAGCACAGAGUGACUCAGAUGUUUGAGUGGCAGGCUCAGUGCCUCGCUGUGGGACAGGUGCUGCAGGGAGGUAACCUGGUUUACUCCGCUCCUACCAGUGCUGGGAAAACUCUGGUGUCAGAGCUGCUGAUUUUGAAGCGCGUGUUGGAGACCAAAAGAAAAGCUCUCUUCAUUCUGCCAUUUGUGUCUGUGGCCAAAGAGAAGAUGCACUACCUUCAGAGUGUGUUUGAAGAAGCAGGGGUUCGCGUGGAGGGCUACAUGGGCAGCACCUCGGCCGCAGGCGGCUUCAAAGCCCUGGACGUGGCUGUUUGCACCAUAGAAAAAGCCAAUUCUCUCAUUAACAGACUCAUUGAAGAGGACAGUAUGGGUCUCCUAGGUAUGGUGGUGGUAGACGAGUUACAUAUGGUUGGAGAUUCUGGAAGAGGAUACCUGCUGGAGCUGCUGUUAACUAAAAUCCGCUACAUCGCACAGAAGCACAACACCACAGGGUCUCUGUCUGAAGGUGUGCAAAUAAUAGGUAUGAGUGCCACCUUGCCAAACCUCUCGCUCCUGGCCACGUGGUUAGGCGCAGAGCUUUACCAGACGGACUACAGACCUGUGCCCCUGCAGGAGCAUCUCAAGGUGGGCUGCAACAUCUACGACAAAAGCCUCUCUGUGGUACGGGAGUUCAAGCCUGCACUCCACAUUAAGGGUGAUGAUGACCACAUAGUGAGCUUGUGUUAUGAGACGGUGAGAGACGGCCACUCUGUGCUGCUGUUUUGCCCCUCGAAGAACUGGUGUGAGAAGCUGGCAGACAGCAUCGCUAGAGAGUUCUACAACCUCAGACGUGCUGAUCGACAGGGUGAAGCUGAGCCUCAGCCAGUGUGUCUGGAUCAGAAGGGAUUAGUGGAUGUGAUAGCCCAGUUGAGGCGAACUCCGGCUGGUUUAGACCCCACCCUGCAGCGCACCGUGCCGUGGGGGGUGGCUUUUCACCAUGCUGGUUUGACAUUUGAUGAGCGUGACGUGUUGGAGGGAGCUUUUCGUCAGGGAAUGGUCAGAGUCCUGGCUGCCACCUCGACCCUUUCCUCAGGGGUUAAUCUGCCAGCUCGCAGGGUCAUCAUUCGAACUCCUACUUUCAAUGGCCGUUUGUUGGACCCACUCACGUACAAACAGAUGGCUGGACGAGCAGGGAGAAAAGGAGUGGACACGACAGGUGAGAGUGUGCUGGUGUGUAAGCCGGCAGAGCGUCAAAAAGGUAUCAGUCUCCUUAAAGGUGAUCUUCAGCCAAUCAGCAGCUGCCUGGUGCGAAGGGAAGGUGACGGUGUCACCACGAGCAUGCUGCGAGCCAUCCUUGAGAUAAUUGUUGGAGGUGUAGCCAGCACUCCUCAGGAUGUGAGAUUGUAUGCUUCAUGCUCACUUCUGGCCGCCAGCAUGAAAAGCGACGUCGGACAGGAAUCUAAUGAAGGGACCAACAAAGGAGCUAUUGAGGCCUGUGUUGAAUGGCUGAUGGGGAAUGAAUUCAUUAGUAUUCAGAAGGAUGGACAAGACGAGCGAUACUGUCCAACCCAGCUUGGUGCUGCCACCCUUUCUUCUUCCCUCUCGCCUCCCGAGGCUCUGGGAAUAUUUGCAGAUCUCCAGCGGGCCAUGAAGGGAUUCGUUCUGGAAAACGAUUUGCACAUCUUGUAUCUGAUCACUCCGUUGUACGCCGAGUGGACCACCAUAGACUGGUACCAGUUCUUCUGUCUGUGGGAGCAGCUGUCGUCAUCGAUGAAGAGAGUAGCAGAGCUGGUUGGCAUUCAGGAAGGCUUCCUAGCACGAUCUGUCAGCGGCAAACUUGUUGCCAAGACAGAGAAGCAGCAUAGACAGAUGGCCAUUCAUAAAAGGUUUUUCACCACUCUUGUACUACAGGAUCUGGUGAACGAGGUGCCUUUGGGAACUGUAGCCUCCAAAUACAACUGCAAUCGUGGGCAGUUACAGUCUCUCCAGCAGUCUGCUUCUACGUAUGCUGGUAUGGUAACAGUAUUCUGCAAACGUCUGGGCUGGCACAACAUGGAGCUGCUGCUGUCUCAGUACCAGACCAGGCUGAGCUUCGGAGUCCAGAGGGAGCUGAUCGACCUGGUCCGGGUUUCCCUUCUGAAUGCAACACGAGCCAGAGCGCUCUACGCCCAAGGCCUCUGCACUGUUGCAGAGCUAGCCAGGGCUACGGUGGAGGACGUGGAGAAAGCCUUGCGGAAUGCCGUCCCGUUUAAGAGCUCCAAACGCGCGGUGGAUGAGAGCGAAAUGGAGGCAGCCGAGAGAAGAAGCCUCCGCUGCGUCUGGGUCACCGGUGGACGAGCUCUGACAGAACAGGAAGCGGCUGCUGAGAUCGUGUCUGAGGCACGGCUCCUUCUUCAAGAAGACCUGGCCCAGUUAGGAGUCCAGUGGGAUCCGACGUCGCUUCCUCCUGAGGCUCCUGGUGUGGACAGCCCGGAUGAUCUCCAGAGUAGGGACUCGGACUCCUCAUCUGCCUCAAAUCUGAGCUCACAUGAAGCACGGGCAGGAAACAGUAAAGAGCAUCAUAAGGGAAAGCAGAUUGAGGUUGGGGUUACUGACAAGCACAGAGAGAAAAGCAUGGCUGAAAGGAAAGAUAAACAAGAAGGAGCCACCAGAAGACAGCAGGGGAAGCGUAAAUCUGAAGUGAUGAAAUUACAGAACAUGUUGGAGGAGCCCAGGAAGGAAAACAGGACUGAACCAGAAAUGAUACAAACAACCAAUGAAGAUCCAGCGGAAAGAGCCAAAGGAACAAUGAAUGCAGAAACAAAUGAAUUGGAAGCAAAUGACACAGAAACUCCAAAUGAAAUUAAUAAUGGCAAACAAGAGUCAGAGCAAGAGUGCAGCACAGCAAAGCCAAAAGCAGCAGACACAAGUAAAGAGACGGUCUCCGUCAGAGCAGGGAAUCAUCUUGCGACUAGGCCUCUUCCUGAAAGGAGCCUCACACAGGAGUUGGCUGAGAUUGUAUCAAGCCCCCAGCCACUGUUGUUGCCCCAGCCUGAGCCCUCACCUUCCCCAGCGCCACUCCGACGCUUCAGAGCCCCGAUAUCCCGCGUGGAACAACAAACUGAUUCCACAAGGACAACGAGAGUGGAUUUCACCACAGCGCUCACUGUGUCCCCUGUGCAGCCAGGUAGGCUGAAGCAUGCAAAAACCUUAAGCAAAGUCCUCCACUCCAUACAAACUGACAAAAGCCUGCAAGAUAAUGUAGAGGCUGCACAGGCAAUGCACUCAAAAGUCCAAAAAUGUAGCACCCCAGGUCAGGUGCAUAUAGCUCCUGCACAAGAGGAGUCCCCUCCUGGCGUUCCUGCGUCGACAAACGCAGAUAUGUUCGUCUCACCCUUGUCUGUUUCCCCUGUCCCCGCACUCUCUCCCGAGGCCAAGCGAAGAAGAACGGAUGCUGGAGAAGUGGAUAAGUUUUCCUCCCCUGAUCUGUACACGGGGGACGAGACGGACGAAGGCGCCGCGGGAGACGUCAAAAUGGGAGAGGAGAGCUUCGGCGACAGCUUCGAGUUGGACAGUCAGACGGAAAGAAUCAUUGUUCAGCAGGCGCACCAGCAUGGAGGCACAGUGGUGGAAACACACAAGAUGAAUGAGGAAGAAGAGCUGGCUGAUGAGAGAAGAAAUGAGCUGGAGGGCCCUGAUUCAGUAUCUCCCAGAUUCAACAUUUCCCUCACAGAUAGCCAGAUGGAGGUCAUCCUUGACACCAGCCACCAGAUUACCCCCGGCCCAAUCGGUUGCGACAAUGCGGAUGAAGGCGAAGGUGCAUUUGAUGACCAGCCGCCGCUCGAUGCUAACCAGGCUGCUUCCGACAGCUUCAACAGAAGCAGCAGCUUCCUAUUCGACAGCCUGUAUGACAGCCCCCUGCUGGCGGGCCUGAGAUCCCAACAGAUCCCUGACCAACCGGACGAAGAAGAACCAGUCGGCCAGGAGGGCGGAGACAAGUGCCCCCUUCCGUCUGCGCAGGAGAGACGCCGCAGCGAGCUUCUGGUCAACCGGGAGGCGGAGGAGCAGGAGGCAGUCCAAUGGGGCGAGUCCUUCUUCAACCUGUCGGAGUGGGGCGACUCGCUGUUGGUCGGUGAACACUUCCUGGAGAGGCGGAGCUUAAUCAGACACGCGGGUACAAAUGAGGAGGACCAGGAGGUCGGUUCUCACCAAGUGCAGCAAGCAAACGCAGGCCAAGAUGCACAAACUAAACCCACGACAACCAGAAAUGAGCACGGCGUAGACAAAGCUGGCAACGAUCAAAGCCAUUCAAAAAUAGUUAAUCAGCAUAACAAUGCACAACAAGACCUUGAACCAUGCGGGAGACGGGAAGAGAAGAGGCGAGAUGAAGAGGAAGUUCGUGUUUUAUUGUCAGAUGAUGCCCGUUUUAAACGGCCACCUACCCAAAGUGCACCUGAAAGUGGUCUUUACUGCAGCCCUGAAUUACAAGACAUCUUUGACCGCUGGCCUAGUAUGUCUGACCAGCCCUGGCAAAACACAGCCACUCAAACUACUUGUGCGAUGACAGCGGGUGCUUUGGUGGUGACGCGAUCCUCGACACAAGCGGGAAGAAAAACGGGGAUGUCACAGAAACCUGCUGCUGCUGCUGUUGCUGCUGCUGCUGACGCUGGAAGAUAUUUGCAAAAUGAUGAGCCCACGACACUCGAAGGCGAAGCCGUAGCAGAUAGGCCAGGCUCUGCUGGUGACCUCAUCCCCCCAACUCAGGAAACACCACCUGUCACACCGAGAGUAAAACUGACCACCUCAUCCGUCCAGUCCCCUCUCAGUUCUCAGCGGCUUAAACAAUCAGCGUCUUCAAACCUCUUUCAAGAGAAAUCAGUCGUCGGAAAAUGCCCUAAAUCCCUCCCAGGAAAUAAUAAUCACCCGGCAGCAGCUGUUUCUUCCCCCAAUAAUAAACAGCUGAAAUCUAUUCCUGAUCGUCAUCCUAAAACACUACCUGAACCCAUGCAGAAAGCUGUUCUACACUCAAGUUUGAAAGCCAAACUCUUACAACCCACCGAUCAGAACCUCAGCCCACACCGUGCGUCUCCUCCCUCCCCUGAGCCGAAGCCCGUCUCUGAUACGGAAACGCCUGUGACUCGUGAGGGUUUCGCUCUUCACCUGUCCCAGGACGCAUCGCUCUGUUCUAGCAACUCGGGAACCUUCUCCAUCAUAGACGUGGCAAGCGACAGGCGCCUCUUUGAAACUUUCAUUAAAGAGUGGAAGGCAAAGGAGCGGUACACUCUGGCUCUGGCCUGUGAAAAGAGGGAGCACAGGCAGCAGCCUGAGUGGGAGAUAGGAGGGAAACACAAGAGAGUGUCAGCAGCUCAUAAGAAGCUCAACACGUCCAAUGGUUUUCCAGUAAGAGACAGCGAAGGACUAGUCCUGAUUGGACUCGCCAUCUGCUGGGGAGCAAGAGAUGCAUACUAUAUAUCUCUGCAGCAAGAGCAGAGCAAAGGUCUGAGCUCCAGUCUGGCUCCUCCACCACUGGAUGAGGAUUUGUCAGUAAGCGAGAGGCUGGACCAGGUGAGGACCUGCCUGGGCAGACAGUCAUCUGGACACGAAGCGCCAGUGGUAGUCGUGUAUGACGUCAUCCAGGUGUACAAGACGCUAGUACUGAGCUGUAGCAUCAGCUUGGAGGGAAAUUGUGAAGACCCAAAGGUUGCGUGCUGGCUGGUGGACCCUGGCACUGAGGAGAGGACGCUAACCAACAUGGUGACCGUCUACUGUCCUGAAGAAUUACCUCUGCUGGACGGACUUGGCAACGCGCACUCGUAUUGUCCUCGUGUCAGGGCGGCGACCAAGAGUGUGCUCAUACACGCUGUCAUGAACCAUCUCACCGGAUUGCUAGAGAAAGAUGGCACAUUAGAUGCGUUCAGGACCAUAGAGAUGCCGUCCCAGGUUUGUUUGGCCCUGCUGGAACUGAACGGAGUUGGCUUCAGCGUUGAAGAGUGCGAGAGACAAAAACACGUGAUGCAAGCCAAACUCUCAGCGCUGGAAUGUGAAGCUUACAGCCUGGCGGGACGCAGCUUCUCCCUCACCAGCGUCGACGACGUAGCACAGGUGUUGUUCUUCGAGCUCCAUCUGCCUCCGAACGGUGACGUAGGUGGAUCUAAAAAUAAGAAGACUCUGGGCUACGCCAGGAGAGGCGCUGGCAGGGUGCGACUUGGAAAGCAGUUCAGCACCACCAAGGAUGUUCUGGAGAAGCUUCGCCCCCUGCACCCUUUACCGGGGGUAAUUCUAGAGUGGAGGCGGAUCACCAACGCCUUAACUAAAGUGGUGUUCGCACUGCAGAGGGAGAAACGGUACCAGCCCACACUGGAAAUGGACAGAAUAUACCCCAUCGCCCAGACACACACAGCCACAGGCAGAGUGAGCUUCACUGAGCCCAACAUACAGAACGUCCCCAAAGACUUUGACAUUUACAUGCCCACGGUGGUGGGUGAGAGCCCCCCUUCACAAAAUGGCUGCAGGAGGACCACCAAACCAGGAAAGAGGAGACGAUCUGGGGUUCCCUCAGUGACAGGUGGACCCGCAGAACGCGGCCCGGCCUUUUCUGUCAGCAUGAGACACGCUUUCGUUCCCUUUUCAGGUGGAAUGAUAUUAGCAGCUGAUUACUCCCAGCUGGAGCUGAGGGUAUUGGCUCAUCUGUCGAAGGAUCAGCGCCUCCUGCAGGUGCUGAACGGAGGAGCAGACGUGUUUCGCUGCAUCGCUGCCGAGUGGAAAAGCAUCGAUCCAGAAUCUGUGAACGACAGCCUCCGACAACAGGCAAAACAGAUUUGCUACGGCAUCAUCUACGGGAUGGGAGCAAAGUCUUUGGGGGAGCAGAUGGGAGUGGAGGAGAACGACGCGGCCUGCUACAUCGAGAGUUUCAAGGCCAGAUAUAAAGGUAUCAGUGCUUUUCUUAAACAGACUGUGAAAAACUGCAUAAAGGACGGCUACGUUCAGACGCUGAAGGGCCGCAGGAGAUACCUGGCUGGAAUCACCAGCACCAACGCGCACGUCAAAGCUCACGCGGAGCGCCAGGCCGUGAACACGACCGUACAGGGUUCAGCGGCCGACAUCGUCAAACUUGCCACCGUCAACAUCCAGAAGCAGCUGCGUAGAACCUACCCCGCGGCGCCGCCGUCCCACCAGCACGCUCACUCAGGCCGUGACCGGCGCAGAGGAGCUCACUUUGUCCUGCAGCUGCACGAUGAGCUCAUCUACGAAACCGCAGAAGAAGACCUCAUACAGGUCGCACAGAUAGUGAAGAGGGAGAUGGAGUCAGCUGUGAAGCUCUAUGUGAAGCUCAAGGCCAAAGUCAAAGCGGGACCCAGCUGGGGGAACCUGCAGGACCUGGAUAUAUGAUGUGAAUGUUUUAACGUUUGAAAUCAAAUACAAUGUAUUGUGAUAUGCACCGAUCAGACAUAACAUUGUGACCACCUUCCUAAUGUUGUGUGGGUCUCCCUUGAAAAGAGUCGGGAUUCAUCAGAGAAUGGACGUGGGUCUUCUGAGGUUGUCCUGUGGUGUCUGGUAAC
Messenger RNA from Mugil cephalus (flathead mullet), 8737 nucleotides. RefSeq names its product polymerase (DNA directed), theta (gene polq). The transcript has 35 exons. The record is from RefSeq and is a predicted model, not a curated record. Gene Ontology annotation, molecular function: ATP binding; DNA-directed DNA polymerase activity; DNA binding. NCBI's taxonomy places the organism in Eukaryota, Metazoa, Chordata, Actinopteri, Mugiliformes, Mugilidae. Gene Ontology annotation, biological process: double-strand break repair via alternative nonhomologous end joining; DNA-templated DNA replication. The coding region runs from base 234 to 8567 and encodes 2777 amino acids.